UCGGAGAAUCCCACUGGCGCCGAGCGAAAACUUGGCGUAUUGAAAAUUUACCACGUUAAAGGAAAGUAGCUAAAAUGAAACCGGAUCUCGAUUUAGAUCGUCUUGCGUACGAAACAUUAGUCGAUAAAGCAAAAACGAAAUCCAUUUGGAAAGAUGGUGUGUUUUUGCCGGAAGAAUAUAACAGAAUAGCAGAUGCCGUCGAAAAUUUCGAAGUGCGCGAUGAUGAUGUGUGGGUGUGCAGUUUCCAAAAGUCAGGCACCACCUGGACGCAAGAAAUGGUUUGGGGCGUUACGCACGAUGCAGAUCUAGAAACCACCAAAACCUACCUCAACGAAAGAUUUCCAUUCCUCGAAUUCACAGGAAUAAUCAUCACAGCGAGAGUGGCAAUGCGGGAAAAUCAUCCAGACUUAGAGAGAUGGAUCUACGACAGUGUGAAUUACUGCAAGGAUCUACCUGCGCCAAGACAUAUCAAGUGUCAUUUACCUUUCAACUUGCUACCGCGACAAAUCAGGACCGGCGAGAAGAAGCCGAAAAUCGUGUACGUAGCCAGGAAUCCGAAGGACGUCUGCGUGUCGUUCUAUCAUCACUCGCUAUUGUUGGAAGGAUAUUGCGGCAAUUUUCAGCAGUUUUGCGAGCUUUUCUUGGGGGACAGACUGAAUUACGCACCUUAUUGGAAUCACGUAUUGGGCUUCUGGGAGAAGAGUAAAGGCAUGGACAACAUAAUGUUUAUAAGAUUCGAGGACAUGAAAACGAACCUUCCGGACGUGAUAAGAAAAACCGCAGCGUUCUACGGCAAACAACUGAGCGACUCGCAAGUGAACAAGCUGGCGGAGCACUUGAGCUUCGCGAGCAUGAAGAAGAAUCCGUCGCUGAACAAGGAGAGAACCGUGGAGAUCAUCAGUGAAAUGAAAGUCUUCGGGGAGCACAGGCCCAAAGGCGAAUUCAUUAGGAAUGGCACGGUCGGUCAGUGGAAGGAGAAGAUGAGCGACGAGACGAUCGCAAGGUUCAACAAGUGGAUAGCCGACAAUUUAAAAAAUCACUUGGAUUACAAAGUCUAAUUACAAUUCGUUUGCUUUGCGACAUUUACUUACGGCACGAGUGUACAUCCAAGCACACGAUAAACGAAAAACAAAAGCAAAAGAAAGUAAAUAAAUAAAUAAAUAAAUAA
Phymastichus coffea is the source of this 1168-nucleotide messenger RNA. RefSeq names its product luciferin sulfotransferase-like. Gene Ontology annotation, cellular component: cytoplasm. Gene Ontology annotation, molecular function: sulfotransferase activity. The coding region runs from base 75 to 1058 and encodes 327 amino acids. The record is from RefSeq and is a predicted model, not a curated record. Gene Ontology annotation, biological process: sulfation. The transcript has 5 exons. NCBI's taxonomy places the organism in Eukaryota, Metazoa, Arthropoda, Insecta, Hymenoptera, Eulophidae.